Molecule: messenger RNA, 604 nt
Organism: Pogonomyrmex barbatus (red harvester ant)
Lineage: Eukaryota; Metazoa; Arthropoda; Insecta; Hymenoptera; Formicidae
Source: RefSeq, a predicted model, not a curated record
UUUUUUGAGCUUUUAUCUUAAUGGCUGCACCCAGCCGCGCGUAGUUAUCAUUUUUAUGGGUACCUCCAGGCCAGAAUCUCUGAGGAUAUGGAUCAGCCUCCCGCGGAAUCGUGGAAAUAUAGAAUCAGAUCUGCUCAUCUUAACGUUACUCACGAUCGUUACGGUGGGAUUAGCCGUGGUAUGUCUUUUGGGUAUGCGAUAUUUUAUCAUCGAGGGGAAAAAGAUUGGGAUUUCUAAACCCUGGACGCGAGGAGCGAUAUGGUUCUUCCUGACCAUCGUGAUAUUAGGCUACGUCACUACAGUUUACCUGCUCUGCAGGGACCAGGUGUCGCCGUGGUACAGGUGGUGGAAGAGCACCGUCAAUGUCAGACUCAUCAUAGAUCCUCAAUUGCUUCGUCGUCGGUCCUCGGACGAGUCCUCUCAGGACCAUGAGAGUCACGACGGAUCGAGGGAGACAACGGUGAUGUCCUUGGUCGAUGCGUCAUAAAGCACAUGUGGUCGAUAAAAAAAAAACGAGAGCGAGCUGACAUAUAAAAAUGUAACUGAAAGUACCAAGAUGUAAGUCACGAAUGAAUGAAAUAAACAUGAAUAUUAUUUGCGCAGU